AUGUCACACCUCCAAUACUUCAACUACGACGGCUGGGGUCAGAAAGCAAAGCGAGACUUCUAUUACAGCCAAGCCGUCCGCAUUGGCGAUCGCAUCGAAUGCGCAGGCCAAGGUAUCGGUUGGGACCCGCAAACCUUUGUGAUCCAUCGAGAGAUCAAUGCGCAGAUUGACCAAGCGUUUGCCAACGUGGACCUGAACCUGAAGCAUGCUGGAGGAAAAGGCUGGGAGCAGGUAUUUCGGGUGAACUCGUACCACGCCCCGAUCAAUGACGAGGCCCUGGAGGCGAUGGUGCGGAAUUUCAAGAAAUGGAUGCCAAAUCACCAGCCUAUUUGGACGUGUGUUGGGGUGACGAGGCUUGGCGAGGAGGAUAUGCGGGUUGAGAUUGAAGUUGUAGCUCAUGACCCGUAA
Molecule: messenger RNA, 408 nt
Organism: Penicillium concentricum
Lineage: Eukaryota; Fungi; Ascomycota; Eurotiomycetes; Eurotiales; Aspergillaceae
Product: RidA family protein
Exons: 2
Coding region: 1-408 (135 amino acids)
Cellular component (GO): cytosol
Molecular function (GO): deaminase activity
Source: RefSeq, a predicted model, not a curated record